Molecule: messenger RNA, 459 nt
Organism: Cooperia oncophora
Lineage: Eukaryota; Metazoa; Nematoda; Chromadorea; Rhabditida; Trichostrongylidae
Source: the annotation of a GenBank genome assembly
AUGCACUAUAUACCUCAGGAUCCUGGUGUUCGGCACCAUGUGCUGAAUUAUUUGAAUUAUUUCGACAAGGUUUUUCCACGCUUGAAGGAAACCUAUGUUUUAGCCCAGAGUCCACACAAGGAGACGGUUGUACCUUUCCCAGUCACCUGUUGUAAAUAUGACGACCCUUCAAGGUUCUUGAACCAUUCUGCAGAGUAUCUGCUCCUACACUUCAGAUACGGACAGAACCCACGGUUUUUCGAUAAGUAUCUAGAGGAUAUCCACAAGCUUCUACAGUUCUCUCCAAGUAUUCGUAGCGAAGGGAAUCACCUUAUAGGAACUCUUGGCAUCGAACGUAAUAGUUCUGUGUGCAUACAUGUGCGACGAACGGACUUUCUCACUUACAAUGUGGCCACAAAUGGAAACCAAUCGGUAGAGGCAGCCAACAAAAUUGCGAAGCGCUUGGUAAAUCAAACCUAA